AUGUAUAAUUACAAUCACCACAUCAAAGCUGUCAAAAAUAAGGUUCACGUUUACCCACACAAGAUCACUAGUGGUGUACAUUUAAAUGAGCAAUUUUUAACUGUUAGUAACAGCUUUCGUGCUUUGUACCCGCUUGCGAUUUAUAACAAAGCACUUCAAAGAUGUGCCAGCAAAUCAUUAACGGCGAAUUGUAUGGAGAUUGAGACCUUCUAUACGAAUCUAAUUGUGGAAGAUUUUGAAAGCAAAGGUCGUGGUCCUAAGAAACAUAUGAAGCGUCUCGCAGCUCCCAAGCACUGGAUGCUUGACAAACUUUUGGGUUCUUAUGCCCCUAAGCCCUCUUCCGGUCCCCAUAAGACCCGUGAGUGUCUUCCUUUGAUUGUCUUCAUCCGUAACAGAUUGAAGUACGCUCUUAACGGUCGUGAGGUCCAAUCUAUCCUCAUGCAACGUUUGGUCAAGGUUGACGGUAAGGUCCGUACCGACUCUACCUUCCCCGCUGGUUUCAUGGAUGUCAUCUCUAUCGAGAAGACCGGUGAAAACUUCCGUCUUGUCUAUGAUGUCAAGGGUCGUUUCGCUAUCCAUCGUAUCACUGAUGAAGAGGCCAAGUACAAGCUCUGUAAGGUCAAGAAGGUCCUCGUUGGUUCCAAGGGUAUUCCUUAUAUCACCACCCACGACGGUCGUACCAUCCGUUACCCCGAUCCUCUCAUCAAGGCCAACGAUACUAUUCGUUUCAACCUUGAGGAAAACAAGGUCGCUGAUUUCGUCAAGUUCGAGGUUGGUAACGUUGUCAUGAUCACUGGUGGUCGUAAUAUUGGUCGUGUCGGUCAACUCGUUCACCGUGAACGUCACAUUGGUGGUUUCGAAAUCGUCCACGUUAAGGAUGCUCUUGAUCGUGUCUUCGCUACUCGUAUCUCCAACGUCUUCACCAUCGGUCAAGGUACCAAGCCUUGGAUCUCUCUCCCCAAGGGUAAGGGUGUCAAGCUCUCCAUCACUGAGGAGCGUGAUCGUCGUAGAGCUGCUGCCGCUGCUGCCAACUAAAUUUGCAUUUAGUUUUCACUAAGCGACCCUCUCUCUUUUUUACAUAAUUAAUAAAAAAAUAUCUUUUUUUUUUGUUAAAUAA
Mucor mucedo is the source of this 1117-nucleotide messenger RNA. Its product is annotated as ribosomal family S4e-domain-containing protein. Gene Ontology annotation, molecular function: RNA binding; structural constituent of ribosome. The transcript has 4 exons. Lineage: Eukaryota; Fungi; Mucoromycota; Mucoromycetes; Mucorales; Mucoraceae. Gene Ontology annotation, cellular component: ribosome; cytosolic small ribosomal subunit. The coding region runs from base 1 to 1035 and encodes 344 amino acids. The record is from RefSeq and is a predicted model, not a curated record. Gene Ontology annotation, biological process: translation.